This is a messenger RNA of Ipomoea nil (Japanese morning glory), 856 nucleotides long. Its product is annotated as exocyst complex component EXO70B1-like. The record is from RefSeq and is a predicted model, not a curated record. Gene Ontology annotation, biological process: exocytosis. Gene Ontology annotation, cellular component: exocyst. The transcript has 2 exons. Gene Ontology annotation, molecular function: phosphatidylinositol-4,5-bisphosphate binding. The coding region runs from base 196 to 723 and encodes 175 amino acids. NCBI's taxonomy places the organism in Eukaryota, Viridiplantae, Streptophyta, Magnoliopsida, Solanales, Convolvulaceae.
UUCUCUUCUUCAUGACAAAAUUUUGCAGGUAGUAGUUGUCCAGGUUAUAGAAUACGGUUCAAACUCAAACAUUCUUACCCAACCCAUCACCGCUGACCACGUUCUCGGCCAUCCCGGAGCAGUCCUCCGACGCCGCCUUCCCGGUAGACCUCUCGGAGGAGCUGUUCCACGGGAUCAAGUCUGCAUGCGGGUCGAAUGCUUACUCGAGUCAGCACCAUCCCGGGUCUCAACCCGUCAACCAGAACAAUUGAGAUCGAAACCCCAAUCGACACAGUCGUACGGAAUUCCUCCGUGGACGCGAGCUUCCGGAAGCUGGGGAUAGAGAAGCUGAGCAUCAGGGAUAUCCAAAGGCUAAAGUGGGAGACUCUAGAAAUGAAGAUCCGACGGUGGAUUCGGGUCGCAAAAUUAUGCGUUAGGGUACUGUUCGCCAGCGAGAAAAAGCUAUGCGAGCAAGUUUUCGAGGGUUUAGGCACUGCUACCGACGAUGCUUGCUUUAUGGAGAUAAUCAAAGGUCCGGCUAUCCAGUUUUUUAAUUUCACCGAGGCCAUUAGUAUCAUUCGGUGGUCGGCGGAAAAAUUGUUCAAGAUACUGGAUCUUCACGAUGUUGUCCACCACUGCGACAGAGCCGUAAGAAAAUUCGGUGGGGAAGCCACCCGGGUCAUUGGCGUGGCUGUGCGAAGGAGAAGCCAGAAAUGGUAUUGCAGCUGCUCAAGAGCCAUAUAGCUAUGGUGAAGUGGGCAAUGAGAGAUAUGAUGUGAUUGCCGUGGGAGGAGGUCACGCCGGCUGCGAAGCAGCUUUGGCUUCAGCUAGACUUGGCGCGAAAACACUGCUUCUUACACUUAACAUCGACCGCAUA